This is a messenger RNA of Perkinsus marinus ATCC 50983, 3210 nucleotides long. RefSeq lists its product as hypothetical. Bases 1 to 3210 code for a protein of 1069 amino acids. Gene Ontology annotation, molecular function: mannosyl-oligosaccharide 1,2-alpha-mannosidase activity; calcium ion binding. Gene Ontology annotation, biological process: N-glycan processing; carbohydrate metabolic process. The transcript is spliced from 18 exons. Gene Ontology annotation, cellular component: endoplasmic reticulum; membrane. NCBI's taxonomy places the organism in Eukaryota, Perkinsozoa, Perkinsida, Perkinsidae. The record is from RefSeq and is a predicted model, not a curated record.
AUGUCAGUGUGUGUCUCUUCCAAUCUGACAACUUUUGAGGCUCUUUCGGCUACCCUGUGUGAAGAAAGCGUUCAGUGGCGUACUUGUGGCAUGGACGCAUCGGAAUGGGCUCACUCGUGGCUCCUCGAGAAUUCCUAUCAUCGACAACAGGCAGUGAAAGGCAUGAUGCGGCAUGCCUAUGGUCAGUAUGAAGCCAUAGCGUUUGGCAGUGAUGAAACGAACACCUUACAAGGGCAAGGUGUUGACAAUUGGGGUGGUAUGAGUUUGACGAUGGUCGAUGCCAUAGACACGUUACUUUUGAUGGGCAUGAGAGCUGAGUAUGAGCGCGCAGUUGGAUGGCUCUAUCAGCACUAUAAGGAGGCGCACGGCAAGGAUCUCUGGGUCAAUACUUUCGAGUCCACAAUUCGGAUAUUGGGCGGGUACGUGGGCGGCUGGGCUCUGAGUGCUCCUGAUUCCCCCCAGAGGGCUAUGUUGGCCGAGAUGGCUGAGGACAUCGGAGUGAGGUUAGUGAAAGCCUUCCACCUCGGUACUGGCGAGCCCCACUUACCAUACUCGGACAUCAAUCUCGCCACUGUCGGUGCUCUACGAGAAUCCGCCUUGUCGCUUGUUCGGUCUCUCGAGCCUGCAUAUAUGCAUACGAGCACUAGUUGUCCUGGUCAGGUUCAUCAUCUUCUGCGGAAGCAUUACAAUUCUGAUUCGAUCGGCCUUCUCGCCGUCUUGCUACCAUUAGUUCCACAUGGAGUUGGCGACGUGGGGCUCAUUACCGACAACAAGCUAGGCCUGGGUGCGCGAGGCGACUCCUACUAUGAAUAUCUGUUAAAGGAAUGGAUACUGGGAGGAAAGAGCGACGCCUCUUUAUUAAAUACCUGGCAGAGGAGUCUCUAUAAGAUCUAUCACAACUUCAACUCACAUGCCGAGGUUGGAGGAAUCGGGAUGAUGCUCACACUGUCUCUUGUCAGUUUCGGUCUGCAUCGGUCGGAUCCGAAAAUGGACCAUCUUACAUGUUUCCUGCCUGGGAGUCUAGCGUUGGACUACAUCGUUCGUGGAGGACAUGACGACGGCGUGUAUUCGAGAAUAUCAGAGACCGGUCUGGCUCCGGAAAUCACUCGCUUUGACGCUCAUGGCCUGGCGGAUGAUCAUUUCUCUAUGCACAACUUGCUGCGGCCGGAGACAGUUGAGGCUUUGUGGUACAUGUGGAGGGCCACAGGAGAAUGGCUGUUCUUCGCGAAAGGUGUUGUCUUUGGUAAUCAAGGUACUAUAGAGAAGCGGGCUGGCGCAUCGCUCGGGCUCUCGAGCGGCAUGCUCGCACGCCUUACGGCUAUUCCUCGCUGGAAAACGUCAGAGUGCCUAGAAGUUAUACGGGACACCAACCAAGCUAUUUUUUCUCUGAUAGCAGCCGAGGAGCUGAGCACACUGCAUAGUUUGGUCGUUAGGAAAGCAGCGGAUGUGAGUGCACGAGAGAGGAUGCUCUUGCAUCGACAGAGCGCUGUGGGAGCUGAGAUAGUGAAGGCACAGCAGAUGGUCCAGGAGCUCGCCGCGAGGCUGCUCGUAGAUGCUCAGUCGACGCUCAACUCUACAGCAGGGAAGUUGACCAAAAGGAUGGAGGCUCUUAUGAGUCGAGUUACUUCAAUGUUGCAAGAGACCCGGCGGACGGCAAGCGAGAGGAGACAGAGGGAGAAGGCAGAUGCUGUCGUCCAGGAAGAGCUGAAAUCAUUGAGGUCUCGCAUUGCCUCGUAUAAGUCAGCUGCUACCUCGGCAAAGGAGGAAUGUGCCAGAUUGAAGAAGAAGAUGAACGAGAUGUCAACGAUCACCGAUGCUCUCCGAGCUAGGGUGUCAACCUUGAAGACUGCUGCCGGGGCUGCGAGGGAGGAAUGCAUCCGUUUGAAGACGAGACUAGAGGAGGCUCGGGGGGACGCAGAGAAAGCAUCUACGCUCCAGGCGAAGCUUCGGAGGAAAGUCGCCGAUCUCGAGGCACAGAAUAGGAUGGCACGGGAGGAAAUAAUAGAAGUUGAACACCGCGCGGCUGAGAACAGUCUGGCGGAGCUGACGCUACAGAUAGAGCGGCUAACACGGCAUCUUGACAAUCUCGAGACGGAGAAUCGAAGGCUGAGGGCAUCGGUAGAUGAGCUGCAUAGGCAGCAGGAGGAGGCGGCCUCCCAGCUGAAUCCCCAGCUCGUGUCAACGGCAACAUCGCCAACAGCUGGCUGGCGAUGUGCCAUGGACCAGCAUUCGCCAUCUCCCCCUCGCCCACACGGAGGGGUUUCCCUCUUCGAGGCCUCCUUCGCAGAGAGUUCGCGUGGAACAUCAGCACACACGUUGUUGACAGCAUCCUUACCAUACUUUAGUCAAGACGCGGCAGCAGCUAUUGGUGCACUCAUCGUCCUCACGUCAUCGGAGAUGAACGCUUCCCUGCUCUCCAGAGUUGCCUCUGCCCUCAAUCGAGCUAUCGUCUUCCGGCUGACACACCGUCAUGAGGGUCGGAGGAGCAGUGUGGAGGGUUCUGUAGCCGCUCCUGCCCGGUCUAUAAUGGAACGCGCCAAGAGGCGCUUGAUGCACCAGAGGCUGGGUGUGGAUUUCACGCGGUCACUCCAGACAUCCAUACCGGCAUCUGCAUCGGCGUCGCGAUAUGAUCCCAUUGACGUACUCCAGUACGCCGCAGGAGCGCCCGAUGCCCGAAGGGUGGCCUUAGCGGCCUUGAGUCAUCUACACAUCUCCGAGGAUGCUAAUACGUUUAGGGUUAGGCUCUUCACUGAUGCGGGUCUGCAAGAGUUCAUAGCUACAGUCAUGGCUGAACAGUGUGGUGACCCGGCUUGCCUUAGUGCUGCGGUCGCCUUGGGCACCAAGGCUGUGGCCCGAGCGGCUGAAUCGGCUUUGGGGUCUUCGGAUUUAGACCUCGCAACUUGGGAAUUCCUACUAUUGCUGACUGUAAAAUUUGAAAUAUCAACACUGCAUGGUAUACUCACUGUCAAUGAAGACCGAGCUAAGGCCCUGUCGAGUGAAGCGGCGACCGGCGCUGACGCCGGCAUCGAAGGUAAGAAAACUACUGUACAGAACGAACCUCAGUUGAACGGUGUAGGGGAGCCGCGAGGGCAAAAGAAUAUGCCGCUUGAUGACACUACCACUGCUGAUGUACAAGUUCAGAAAGAUUGUACCUGUAUCACGUUCGACCGGCCUGAGUACGAUGAUCUUCGGUUCGGGUACAGGGAAUGA